Molecule: messenger RNA, 1381 nt
Organism: Harpia harpyja (harpy eagle)
Lineage: Eukaryota; Metazoa; Chordata; Aves; Accipitriformes; Accipitridae
Exons: 3
Coding region: 219-1217 (332 amino acids)
Source: RefSeq, a predicted model, not a curated record
AACAGAAAAGGUUCAGAAAACUCAGGAUAAUAUAAUUUCUCACUUGGAAAGCUUGGGGCUGAAAAUUCCACCAGAGAAAAUACAAACACCCUCAAGCGAAGUAAAGUUUUUAGGAAUUUGGUGGAAGGGAGGAAUGACAUGUAUCCCCCCCAACACUCUUUCCUCAUUGGAUCAGAUUAAAAUGCCAGAGUCAAAGGAUUUGCAGCACCAACUAGGAAAUGAGACAAGAGGUUUUAUUGUUGAGUGAAGACUCUAGAGCCUGCCUGAAGGAAUACAUGAAGCUGUUGAUUGUUUGUGUGGUUUUGUCAGUGACUGUUUUGUUAAUAUUUAUAGGAUGUUUGGCAUACUACCACAGACAUUGUUUUGGUCAACCCUUGUCGCUGCCUUUAAUAUUUGGGGGAACUCUUGCACGCCCCCCCCCCCUUUUUGACUUGUGGCAAAAUGAAUUUAUGGCUCUAGGCCAGCAAGUGGCCAACACCUUUAAUCUGACUAAUUGUUGGGUAUGUGACAGGCCCUUAAGUUUGGAAAGCUGGCCAUGGACUGCUGUCCCUAUUUCCCCUGAAUGGUUAGUGAGUAAUUACAGUGAGGUCAAAAAUGAUUCUUACUGGGGUGAAGACACACAGCCCUGGACAAUACAAUACCCAGUCCAAGGCGAAUAUUGUCUGAACCGAACACAGAAAGGUGGUAUCCCUGUGGGAAAUAGCAAGUGCAACUGGACCUAUACUUAUGACAACCAUUGCCUCACUGAUGGUUGUAGACCAAUUGAUUGUUCAAACCAUGGGGCAGCCGUGUCACUGCCAGAAAGGGACGACCAGGCAUAUUGUCGCCUCUUGAGUUCCAGUUCUCCAAAUUUUGUACCUCACUGGCCCGGAUGGGCUUGGGUGAAUCAAACAGGGCACAGGAAACAGUUUUCUCAUUUUUGGUCUUCCACUAAUCAGUCUAAUAAUGGUCUUAAUGUUACCUGCUUUUGGCACCACGGUUCCGGUGCCUGGAAAUGCAGACUCACUGAUAAAAUGUAUUCUCGUCUCCCUGAUGGGACUCAAAUUUUGUGGUCAAGUGAUAAUAAAGACCACUGUCAGGGACAUUUGAGCAUAGGUCCAGAUGGACUUCCUAUCUGUUGGGGCACCACGGAGGAAGUGGGAAAAACUGUGGACAAGUUGUUGAUGAACGGUCCGUCAGAUCAUCCUCUGGAAGUAGGUAAUUCAACAUAUUUCUAAUCACCAUGGACACCUACCGGUUUGUUUGAAAAUGGUGCACGAGCCUUAAAGGGUCACUAUUGGGUGUGUGGCCAAUGUGCCUACAAACUGCUACCAGCAAAUUGGACUGGAGUGUGUUAUGUGGGGGUAAUUUGCCCCUUGUUUUUUCUGCUCCCAAACGAAAA